GCAUCCAGAGAUAUAGGUGACAAAGGGUUCUUCCUCGGGAAGAACCUUGCCCAGCUUGGUGAGAUGUGAUUUCGCAAUGGCCAAUGGUGCACCAAGAUGCCACCCCGCCAACCGACCAUUUCAUGACCGAUUGGAAAAGUUGAGACUGGACUGUGGAUGCAAGGGCUACUACUCACAAGAAAAGACCUACUCUCGUGCACUGCAGGCGGUUCGCCGCUAUCCUCUCCCUUUGCGCAGCACGCAUGAGGUUGCAGACUUGGAUGGCAUGGGCAAGGCUUGUGCAAGAAUCUUUGAGGAGAUCCGUCAAAAGCAGGAGCCUGUCGGUCAAGAGGCAGAGGAUGAGUGGCGCAAGUGUGCCAAGCAGCGCCUUUUGAAGGCUUUGUCUUCGAAGGCGAAGGUGAGUCGAAGAGAAGCCAAAGGGCUCAAGCCCCAAAGCUCUGUUGCGCAGCCAAAGAGUGGUAGACCUCGAGGCCGUGGCGGUAAAGGCCGUGGUGGCCGUGGCAAAGGCCGAGGGAAAGGUGGGGGUAAGACCUGGGACAAAGGCCGGAGCAAGUGCAGCAAGGGCAGCGAGGGCAGCGGGGGCGCGGCUGAUCGUCAUGCCGACAUUGAGGAGGACGACCAACCUCUGAGUCAGCUUCUGAAUCCCUCCACGCCUGAUAGAUCCCAGAGCUCAAAGCCAUUUGUAGCACUCACUCCUCCGAGCCGAGCACACCAAGCGACGCCAGCAACGUCGCCAGAGCCGACCCAGGUUGCCAGCCAACGGAGCUGGUUAGAGAUACCAGAGCCUCUGACACCGACCCUGGUCAUGCGGUCACCUUUGACGGGUGGCUGUGAGCUACUUGCAUCCGCUCUGGCCUCCGCUCCGGCCUCGCAAGACUCUCAGUCUGGGGAGCUGCAUGUGGAACCUGUGAAUCUUGGAGAUGAAGGCGCGCCGAGCACCAAGAAGCCACCGGUCCGGAACUUGCGGCGAGCAGCCUCGGCACCAGAGGGUCCUAAGCCAAAGCGGGCGCUGGUGCAGACGCGCUCGGAGCCUGAGCCUCGACAUCUGGCGCGCCUGGCGAGUCGGAAGGAGCCACUGGAGCUGCGCAGCUUCAGUGUACCGGGCAAGCUGGUGCUGCUCCUGGACCACCGGGAGGUGGGUGCUAGCAAGGAGCAUGCCCUGAAGGGUGCCAUGCUCAGUGAGCUGCAAAAGCGCCUGGGCGUUGAGGCCGUGGAGGCCCGCGUUUUGCCCUUGGGAGACGUGCUUUGGAUCUGGCGGAAUGAGAAGGGUGAGGAGUUGGUAGCAGGUUGGAUAGUUGAGAGGAAGACCUUCGCGGAUCUCAGCUCAUCAAUUCUUGAUGGCCGCUACGAGGAACAAAAAGGCCGACUUCUGGAGGCGCCAAACUUGGAGGGUGUGAUCUUCCUCAUCGAGGGGAGUGGUGCUCUCUUUGGAGUGGAAGAGGGUCCUUCUCGGUCGACUGCGCCGGGUGGGUCCGGCCGCGGCUUUGGGCAGCGCUUGGCCGGGCCACGGCUCUGCGAAAAAGCACUCAGCAGCAGUGCCAGCCAUACGCAGCUGAUCUCAGGCUUCAAUGUCCUCCACUCCCUCUCGACGCCCCACAGCAUCGCCCUCCUAGCUGCCCUGCACAAAAAUCUCGAGAAGCAGCGCUGCUCCGAAGGCCACGUCUCCUACGAGGAUUUCGCGGAGCGCACCAAGAAGCAUGGCCAGCGGCGAGUCUUUGAGGCCUUUGGCCGAAUGCUGCGAGUGGUGCCGGGAUGUGGUGCUGAGGCCACAGAGGCACUGGUGGAUGAGUUCCAGACACCGCAGGCCUUCGCCACGGCGCUCCGGGACUUCUCGGACGCCGAGCUCCUGCAGCGGCUCAAGCGCCACGGCCGAGUCACGCGGAGCGCGCUGGCGGCGUGCCGCGCGCUCUUUGCCGGGUGACCCGGUGCGGCUGGAUGUACUGGUGACUUCGCGAUGGUGAGCAGCAGUGCUGAGCUGCAUGUUGUGCAUGCAAAAGGAUUCCAAGCAAGUGGUCC
Messenger RNA from Durusdinium trenchii, 2016 nucleotides. Lineage: Eukaryota; Dinophyceae; Suessiales; Symbiodiniaceae. The record is from the annotation of a GenBank genome assembly.